CUGUUGAGGCUGCUGUCAUCCCCCUUAUCAUCGUCAACCCCCUCUCGCCAUCUGUGCCUAUGUGUGUGUGCUGCUGAUACCAUGGCGAUGGCUCCCCAUGCGAGGUCGAGCCUACGACGCACUGCCUGCGACAGAUGCCGGCACUCCAAGUUGAGAUGUUUUCGCGACGAGAACCAGGAGCGGUGCGCCCGCUGCAUACGUCUCGACCUGCGCUGCGAGAUCGCGCCGGCCCGUCCUCCCGGGAGACCGCGAAAAGUCGUCUCCUCGGCCGCUUUGGCAGGUAAAUCGCUAGCCACUUCAGCCUCCUCGUCUCCCCAACCGCCGGAGCCGAAUACGAGCCAGAGUUCGCCGUCGCCAGACUAUCAUGUCACCGACAUUCCCGGCGAAAGCCCGGCGGCUUCGUCCGUUUCUGACCACAGGCAGCAGCAGCAGCAUCAUUACGAGGCCAUCUCGCAGAUCGAAGGCUUCUCGGGCCACGCGGCCGGAGGCAGCACCAGCAUCAGCGAUAACUUCCAUCCAGACGCCACCUUUCCUGCCUCCGGGUUUAGGGGUGCCGAAUGGCUGGGACCGGGCUUCGAUCACAGCACUGUGCCACCGGGUGGGGACCUGCUAGAUGUUCACAACCUCUUCACGGCGAAGCUCGACCGGUACGAGUGCCUCAAGGAGCUCUCGAGGCUCAACGAGGACCUACAUCAUCAGUGGCGUGUUAUCCGGGAGGCCAACGACAGCGGCAACAUCGGAUUCUCCACCUUCAUCGUACACCCCCCGCCCCCGGACGGCGACGGCGUUUCGGUGGCUGAGAAGUUGCUGAUCAUGUCCCAGCGGUUUCAGCAGGCCAUUACGAACCUCAGUUGGGUCGUGAAAAACGAGCCGAGAUCUCCACUACCGAGAGCGGCGCCGCCGUCCGGCUCGGUCGAAGACGACUUCACGCUCUCAGCCCUGCUCGACAGCGCUUCUGGGCUCUCGUUGGCGGCGGUGGGGUCGCCGGAGCACGGCGCCGAGAGCCAACCGGGGUCCCCUUACGACGCUGAUCGGGCGACCACCUCGGACGGGCAGCUCGACUCGCCGUUCGUCUACGCGCUCGUCAGCUGCUACGUGCUCCUCAUCAACCUGUGGGAGGCCAUGUUCGUCCACGUGCGCCGGCGGAUAGAGCGCGUAGACCAGGAGCACAUCCCGCUCUCCGACCCGAGCAAGGGCAUCCAGAUGGGGGCCUUCUACAUCUACAGCGGGCGGCUGCAGAGCAUGUUCUUCUGCCAGGCCGUCGACUACUUUAUGGGUAACAUCGACCGGGGCCUCGGCAUCUCAGCCGAGCAGCGGGAGCAGGGCGUUGUCGGUCUGCUGUCGCACCCGCGGCCCUUCGGCCUGCUCCAGAAGGAGCUCGGCGGCCUGGGCGACAACGGUGAGAGCCAGCGCCCGGCGAUGCUCCUGAGGGAGGUCGAGUGGGCCAGGACCCGUACAUUGAAGGAUGAAGGCUGGUAGGGACGGAUGAAAUUACGGCCAUCCACUACCAGGAUCGGCACGAGCCAACGCC
This is a messenger RNA of Durotheca rogersii, 1531 nucleotides long. RefSeq lists its product as uncharacterized. Bases 82 to 1479 code for a protein of 465 amino acids. The record is from RefSeq and is a predicted model, not a curated record. The transcript has 2 exons. Gene Ontology annotation, cellular component: nucleus. Gene Ontology annotation, biological process: regulation of DNA-templated transcription. Gene Ontology annotation, molecular function: DNA-binding transcription factor activity, RNA polymerase II-specific; transcription cis-regulatory region binding; zinc ion binding. Lineage: Eukaryota; Fungi; Ascomycota; Sordariomycetes; Xylariales; Xylariaceae.